Fibroporia radiculosa is the source of this 1515-nucleotide messenger RNA. RefSeq lists its product as uncharacterized. Bases 1 to 1515 code for a protein of 504 amino acids. The record is from RefSeq and is a predicted model, not a curated record. Lineage: Eukaryota; Fungi; Basidiomycota; Agaricomycetes; Polyporales; Fibroporiaceae. The transcript has a single exon.
AUGACCCGAGCGUUGGGUUCAUCUGACAAGACGGGGCGCCGGGACUCGCAAAAAAGUGUGCGGGGUGUCGCCGCCUCUCUCUCCUCGAGAGGCACGACCCCCCUUCCGCUGGACUCUCCGCCAGCGCUCGCGCAGUCGCACCUGCCACUUAGCCUUCCAGAGCCGCCGGACACCCCCCCGCCUCUCGCUCCGGCACUUGUAUCGGCUCUUGUUCACGGCUCUGGCUUGGCGCACCCUGCCCUGUCUAGCAGGUCAUCUCCUAGUUCUACGUCUGAGACAGCAUAUGACCAUACGCGCUCCCAUCAUUCGUCUCAUUCUUUAGUGCCCGCUAAUGCUGAUCCCUCACGCUCUCCAGAACAAUGCUAUUCAUCAUCUCAAUCAUCCUCUUACACUUCUCCGAUCACCGAGGAUAAUCAGAGCCAGUCAAAUUGGGCCUAUGGUGCGCCGUCAGAUCUGCAAUAUACGGGGGCACUGCACAGAACAGAGUCUUUGAGCUCGGCAAGCAGUCACGCGAGUACACCCCCCUCUCCCACCGAAAGUGGCUCAAGUCAUCACGAAGGACCCUCCCGCGAGUAUACGGAUGAUACCUAUCCUUAUGGACCCCAAUAUGACUUAGCGUAUCCCGAUCAGACUCCGAACCCCCGUGAUCUCCAUUACGCUGACCAUCCAGUCACCAUGGUGCAACAUUCGCCCUCGAUUCCCGCCUCUUAUCAUGCGGCUGGCUCUGUACCUGUGUCACGCCAUUCAAUCGCUCACAUCUCUCCUCCUCAACAUGCCGCGCUGAUUUCGCCAGCGGGUUCCUCGUUCUCUCACACGUCCGUCGAGCCACAAGCGGUAUCACCAACCUUGCCACGGUACGCAGGCGACGUUCACGUCUCCUCUGCAAGCGCGCAUGCAAGUCCCGUCGUCGACAGCUACCCCACUUUGGAGGACACGUCUCAUCGAAUGAAUGGGGUGAACACUGCCAUGUCUGCGCAUUACCCUGAGCAUUCGGUGCAGGCCCAUCUACAAUCUGAUGUUGGCGUUCAUCGCAGCGGGCGCUCCAUGGCGGGAUCGGGACAUGCGCAUACCCCCCCCAGCCAACAGCUGCGUGACGCCUAUGGUCAACCCAUCGGCAUGCACGGUCGUCCUCACAACUAUGGAACGGCAGCUAGGUCGUUGUCUCCGCCGUUGCAUUUGCCUCCGCUCCAUAACGAGCGACAGGUACGAGACGAUCUUGGGCCUGACGCAAGACAGCCUGAUCACGCGCAUGUCGACGUUGGAGGGAACGCCGCGUCGUUUAUACGAUCUCCAUUGUAUCCCCAGCACCAGAUGAUGUCGAGUUCACUACAGCCGGCGCAAACACAAUUGAUGGCAUCGCCAAGUGCCGGGUCUGACCAGUAUGUGCCUCUGCAUCAGCCGCGUCCCCAGUAUGCAGGACAUUCGUAUCACACGCUCUAUCCCCCAUCCUCCCACCCGCAUCCACACAUGACGUGGAGAGUAGAGGGCGCGGCUCGGAACGAGUAUGCUCAUUGA